Molecule: messenger RNA, 1452 nt
Organism: Durotheca rogersii
Lineage: Eukaryota; Fungi; Ascomycota; Sordariomycetes; Xylariales; Xylariaceae
Exons: 3
Coding region: 1-1452 (483 amino acids)
Source: RefSeq, a predicted model, not a curated record
AUGGAGUCUAUUCAUGCUCGGGCAGCCGAUAAUAGCCCCCACGGCUUCCCCGUCUGUAUUCGCGCCCUACGUGCUCGCCUUUGGGAAGAAGACCGAUGGAACCAGUUCUCUACCGCCGUUAAAUCCAUCUUUCUGUGGCGCGUAGGUUGCUGCGACGAAACUGCCUCUGUACCCUUAAAUAUCUUCCUCUGGGAGAUAUAUCGCAACGUAAGCUUCUACUUGUGGCCCAGUUUCACUCACCGGAUCGAGCAUCCCCCGGAAGUUCUCCGCGCGAGCCAGAACGGCCCCACUGCGCUCAUCCCCAUCUUUCGCGCCAUCGACGUCUACUCGACACCGGUUGAUAGCCUGAUCGACUUCAUGUACCUUAACGGCACCGUGGCGUUUCCCUGGCUGCGCCUGAAGACCGCCCGGGAAGACCAGAUUUACGGCGUCAAGAACGAGAUGGUCAUGUACAAUGCGCCCUACUCGUGGAUUAGCCACAAUAUGGGUACCAUUGCCGCCCUGUUGCUAGACGAGCCGCUUGCGCUCCCCGCCUUCCUACACCGCAAUUUCAGCGACGGCAGUCAUGUGGAUGGAGCCUCUAUACCGGAGGGGGCAUGGCUCCUGGCCGAGUUGUUGGCUAGCACGCCGGAGGGCCACGAGGCGUUGCGCGAGGGCAGCAAGGAAAGCGCUAGCAUCAAGGAGGCGGAGACGAUCGAGGGCAUGCUGGCCGCGAUUCGCGUGGAGAGAUACGAGAGCGAUAUGGAUAACUUCACGAUUAUUGACGGUCUCAAAUUUGCCCAAUCGACCCUCGUCGGCUGCCCUAUGGUCGUGUACGACCCGAUGAGGGUGGAAGAGACUGAGACCACUAGCUCUACCGCCGUUGGCGGUACCAGUAAGGGGGCAGGGCGGACGGUUAAGGUCGUUCGGGGCACACGGGAGUUUCACAGCGGCCUGCCUGCUAAUUGGAACUACAUACUACCGUUAUUUUCAAAGAUCAUCCAAUACACGGACCGUUACCAGCGCCGCUGCACGUACGCUGCCGCUGUCGCCAUCGCGAGUGCCCAUCCGGAUACCUGGCAGGCCCGAGAGCGGCCCGCGAUGCCGCAGCAUCUCAAAUACCUCGACGUGUUCGCCCCCGACCCGUUGCUGCCUCCGGAGCAGCUUGAAGAGGCCCAGGCCUGGGAGGACCCGGCCCGGGCGGACUACGAAGGGGGGGGUAUCGGUGAGUUGGAGGAAGUCUUUUUACUUGGGGGUGAAGACCAAGGGCCAGAUAGCGACCAGGAGAACAUCGCCCCCGCGUACGGGCACGAGGAGGGAUUGCCUAUAGAUUACAUCCAUGAGAAGGGCGAUCCCUGCGACGACGGCGACGGGCUUGCCGACUCCUGGUACCAAGAUUAUUACAACCCCGAGGAAUACGAGGAUCACGACGACGCCAUGAACCUGGAGCAGCACUUUAUGGAGUUCGAGUGA